UCUCCCUGAAACCAUGGAGAUGACCAGGACAGAGGGGUCAUCGAAGGUUAACCUCACAACAACAUCAGCUCCACCCUUAACAACCAAUACCUCUCCACCAUACCCUGAACCUUAUUUGCAGAUACUGGCCCACCUCGACGAAGGCCUCUAUAAUGACUUUUACAGCCUGUGGAUUGCUCUUGUUGUCAUUAACACCCUCAUCUUUAUGGUAGGAAUGGCCCUCAACAGCCUAGCUUUGUACAUCUUCUGCUUCCGCACCAAACCGAAGACUACGUCAGUCAUCUACACCAUUAACCUGGCGGUGACAGAUCUGCUGGUAAACCUUUCCCUGCCCACUCGUAUCAUUUUGUAUUACAGUGGGGGAAAGUGCAUCAGCUGUUCAUACAUGCACAUAUUCAGCUACUUUGUCAACAUGUACUGCAGUAUCCUCUUCCUCACCAGCAUCUGUGUAGAUCGAUACCUGGCCAUCGUGCAGGCGGAGGCCUCACGGAGAUGGCGGCACCCCAACGUGGCCAAAGUGGUGAGCGUCUGCAUCUGGCUGUUUGCUAUUAUCGUGACCUACUCGUUUCUCACGACGGCCUUCAAGCAUUCGGCCUGCUGCCUUUCCAAACUCUUUGUGCUAACCAUAUUUGAGUUCUUCCUGCCAAUGGUGAUUAUUGUAGUGUUUACUAUUAGAAUCGUGAGCGCUCUUUCCAGCCCGAAUCUAAUGCGGCAAAGCCGCGACAGACGCAUGAAAGCCGUGCAUCUGCUAUCAACUGUGCUGGUGAUCUUCACCGUCUGUUUCACACCAUUUCACGUCCGUCAAGUUCUGGUCUACUUUAAUCCUGAUCUGCCCUAUCACGUGAUUGUGUACCACGUGACCGUCACCCUGAGCAGCCUGAACAGUUGCUUGGAUCCAGUGGUGUACUGUUUUGUCACUACUAACUUUCAGUCUACUAUGAGGAGUUUUUUCAGGAAGACAGAGAGAGAACAAACAAGCGGUGAAGUUAUCAGCAUGCAGAAAAGCUCAAAGGGUUCAGGAUCAGGCACUGCUAUAGUUAAUAGUAUGACAAGGGUAAACCUGAGCCCUGACCAGCAAGGAGACCAACUGGCAUAAAGGACUAGCCCACAGAACAGUAUUUAAAGGGUUGCCAUUACCACGUUUUAUUAAGCCAAACCCACUGGCAUAGAUGAUCUUUUAGACAGAUCUUUGCAUAUUUUCUUCAUUGUUGAGAUUUUGAGCACAUUUCAAUUUAAAGUAUUGCAUAGACUAUGGCUUAGUCCGAAAGCUCUUAAAUGCUGUCUUCGGAAGCAGCAUUUCAAGGCAUGAAGGCAUGUCCGAAUCCAAUGUUUGGUUUAAUUCUUGUCUCCUGAGAUACCUUCAUAGGCUUGUCCCACAAUUCUAUGCAUGUGUGUGAGCGUGGAAUGGAAAUUAGUAUUGUAGUUUUCAAAUAUGCGGUUAUACUAAAAAAAUUAUUUCAACCGAGCAUUGGGUUAUAAAGGGAUGAGCCCAGCCGUUGGGUUAAAUAUAGCUGGAAAAUGUUUAUAUUUGACCCAAUAAUGGGUUAAAACAACUCAGAAUUUUGGGUUAAAACAAUCGGUGGGUUGAAAAUAACCCAGCAUUUUUUAGACUGUAUAUCACAAAGGCGCACUCUGUUUAUAUUUUUUAAACAGAAUUCCAUUACGCUGCCUGUGAAGUCUUUUCGAAUGCGUUUCCCAGAGCUUUUCCCGAAGUCAGCUGCCUAAGCUUUCGGACGCAGCUGGUUCUCAACCCUGUUCGUGGAGGGCACCUGUCCUGCAGAUUCCAGUUCCAACCCUAAUUAAACACACCUAAAACCUGCAAAUCAAGUUGUUCAGGGCUACAUAAAAAUUAAAGGCAGGUGUGUUGGAGUAGGGUUGAAACUUAAAUAUCCAGGUCAAGUGCCCUCCAGGAACAAUGUUGGA
This is a messenger RNA of Paramisgurnus dabryanus, 1923 nucleotides long. It is a transcript of the gene gpr20, whose product is annotated as G protein-coupled receptor 20. Gene Ontology annotation, molecular function: G protein-coupled receptor activity. Gene Ontology annotation, cellular component: plasma membrane. The record is from RefSeq and is a predicted model, not a curated record. Gene Ontology annotation, biological process: positive regulation of Rho protein signal transduction; phospholipase C-activating G protein-coupled receptor signaling pathway. Lineage: Eukaryota; Metazoa; Chordata; Actinopteri; Cypriniformes; Cobitidae.